This is a messenger RNA of Penicillium subrubescens, 1311 nucleotides long. RefSeq lists its product as uncharacterized. Lineage: Eukaryota; Fungi; Ascomycota; Eurotiomycetes; Eurotiales; Aspergillaceae. Gene Ontology annotation, molecular function: protein kinase activity; ATP binding. Gene Ontology annotation, biological process: protein phosphorylation; regulation of mRNA processing; spliceosomal complex assembly. The coding region runs from base 1 to 1311 and encodes 436 amino acids. The record is from RefSeq and is a predicted model, not a curated record. The transcript has a single exon.
AUGGCAGCUUCGGCGCCACCUCCUGGCAAAGACAAGGGCAAGCAGCCCAAAAUCGACUACGUUCCUCUAGAAGGAGUCGAAGAUCUCGAGUACUACGAAAAAGGCGGAUAUCACCCCGUCAAAAUCGGCGACAUCCUGCAUGAAAAAUAUCGCAUCGUUCACAAACUCGGAUUUGGAACAUAUGGAACCAUCUGGCUGGCCGUUGAUCAAACCUCGAGACAAUUUGUCGCAAUCAAAGUCGGUCGCGCUGAACACUCGAACCCACUCGAAGCGACUUCGAUAAAAGGCCUCCAACAUACUAUCACCUUUGAUACCAGUACGAUCAGAUCUGUGAUUCCUCCGCUCUUGGACAACUUCGAUAUCGACGGACCUAACGGAAAGCAUCCCUGCUAUGUAACUACUGUCGGGGGAGCAAAUCUAUCGCUCGCAAAAUUGAAGUGUCAUCAGGGAGUGUUUCGCCUUGAUGUUGCUCGAGCCAUGGCAGCUCAACUGGUGAUUGCUGUUGCACAUGUCCAUGAGAAGGAAUAUGUCCAUGGUGAUGUGAACUUGUCGAAUGUCGUUCUCCGAUUGCCCUUUGACAUCAAUAAGUUUUCCGUCGACGCCCUCUACGAGAAAUUUGGGAAACCUAUGCGCGUACCUGUUGUACGCGAGGAUAGCAAAGAAUUGACCCCUGCGGUUCCCUCAGAGUGCAUCGAAUCAGUCUGGAUGGGAAAGACUAGCGACGAGAUCAGACUUUCUGAUGCCAAAAUUAUGCUCAUCGACUUUGGAGAGUCCUACCAGCCCUCUUUAGAAGCACGGCACAACUCAAUGGUCCCGCGUGCGUAUCAGCCCCCGGAAGCUCUUCAUGAGAAAGAUCCACUCCUGAGUUUCCCUUCAGAUAUCUGGACUGUAGCAUGCUCGCUGUGGGACAUAGUCGCCUGGUUCCCGUUGUUUGAGAGCUAUUUCUCAAAGGAGACUGAAAAUAUCACAGCUGAACAAGUUUCCGUUUUGGGAAAAUUGCCUCCAGGAUGGUGGUCUUAUUGGGGAAGGAAGUAUGAAAUUCGACGUCGACAAUUCGACAAAGAUUGCAAAACAAAGCAUCCGGAGGAAUAUCCGGAUAUGGAAACACGAUUUGAUGAAGCGGCGCAAAAGCCUCGACGAGCUAGGGGGUGGGAAGCAAUGGCCGAUGGGGAGAAGAAAGCUUUCCUCUUGAUGAUUCGAUCGAUGCUGAAGUACCGCCCCGAGGAGCGCGCCACUGCAAAGAAGGUUCUGGAAUCGGAGUGGAUGAAGCGAUGGGCGAUUCCUGAAUAUGACAAGAUCCGGGAACACUAG